AUGUCCGACUCAUACAGAAAAGAUUUCUCCGACAAAGCCGCUGAAAAGAUCAAGCCUGACUCUGAAAAGUCGACCUACGAAAAGGGUAAGGAGUUCGUCACCGACAAGGCCGACAAGGCCGCCGGUGCCGUGCAGCCAGAGGAAAAGAAGGGCGUCUUCCAAGGCGUCUCGGACUCGGCCAGCAAGGGCAAGGACGAGGCCACGGGCAAGACCAUGUCCGAGACCGCCGGCGAGUACGUGGACGCGGCCAAGUCCAAGUUGAAUGACGCGGCCGAGUACGUCAGCAAGUCCCUCCACGGCGGCGACGAGACCAAGUGA
Molecule: messenger RNA, 318 nt
Organism: Lachancea meyersii CBS 8951
Lineage: Eukaryota; Fungi; Ascomycota; Saccharomycetes; Saccharomycetales; Saccharomycetaceae
Source: the annotation of a GenBank genome assembly